UUUGGUUUUCCGGAUUGAAUAUUUCAACGUUUAGUUUGUAGACACAAUUUAGAUAUGUUGUGGCAACAGCACUACAUUCCGGUCCAUAUUCUCUAAAAACAACAGGGUUGGUGUUACGUGGUGUGGUUUAAGAGCUAACAAGAUGGUGCAGAGGUUAACAUAUAGAAGACGAUUGUGCUACAAUACACAAUCCAAUCGAGUUAAAAUUUCAAAAACUCCAGGUGGGCGACUUGUAUACUUAUAUCCUGGUAAACCAGGCAAAGUUCCAAGAUGUGGUGACUGUCAUUUAAGGCUCCGUGGGAUAACCCAUGCUCGUCCAAGAGAGUUGUCAGCCUUGUCUAAACGCCACAAGACUGUUACAAGGACUUAUGGUGGAUCACGAUGUGGAAAGUGUGUUAGAAACAGGAUCAGCAGGGCAUUCCUUAUUGAAGAGCAAAAGAUAGUUGCUAAAGUAUUGAAAGCCCAACAAAUUACUACAAAGUCUGCAAAAUAAAAGUUCUGUAAUAAAGUUGUGUAAUUUAA
Molecule: messenger RNA, 522 nt
Organism: Argiope bruennichi
Lineage: Eukaryota; Metazoa; Arthropoda; Arachnida; Araneae; Araneidae
Product: 60S ribosomal protein L34-like
Exons: 5
Coding region: 143-493 (116 amino acids)
Biological process (GO): translation
Cellular component (GO): ribosome
Molecular function (GO): structural constituent of ribosome
Source: RefSeq, a predicted model, not a curated record